AUGCCUACCACCACGAUUACACCCCCGUUAACAACGACUACCACGCCUACCACUCCGACAACAACAGCCACACCUACCACAACGACAACCACUCCGAGAACUAUGGCAACCACGCCUACCAAAAUCACAACAACUCCAUCAACCGCGACUACCACGUUUACAGUUAUCCCUACUUCUACCGAUGCCACGCCUACAACUAUGACAAUUCCUACGUCAACUACAACAGCCACGCCUUCCACAACCACACCUAACGCUGAGACCACCUCUCCGACAACUAUGGAAACCACGCCAACCACUGAAACAACUCUGCCUUCCACUGAGGCAACUACUCCAUCAUCUACGACAUCCAUGCCCGUUACAACCACAGCAACACCUAUCAAUAUUGCAACCAUGACAACCAGUGCAACAACCCUGUCUACCACUAUCACAACCUCACCAUCAACUACGUCAUUCUCGCCGAUCACAACCCCUCAAUCAACGAUGACAUCGACGCCCAUCACAAGCGCUCCUACAACUACAGCAUCCACACACAUCACAGCCACAACUACAUUUGUCAACAAUACAACCACUUUGUCAUCUGUAACAACCAUANGUAUAGGCUUUAAGUUAAUCCGAACGCAGCCAGGCAGAAUGGAUAAGGUACAAAGGUGA
Lingula anatina is the source of this 651-nucleotide messenger RNA. RefSeq names its product cell wall protein DAN4-like. NCBI's taxonomy places the organism in Eukaryota, Metazoa, Brachiopoda, Lingulata, Lingulida, Lingulidae. The record is from RefSeq and is a predicted model, not a curated record.